Sorghum bicolor (sorghum) is the source of this 1112-nucleotide messenger RNA. Its product is annotated as aquaporin TIP2-3. The transcript is spliced from 2 exons. Gene Ontology annotation, biological process: transmembrane transport; water transport. Gene Ontology annotation, cellular component: plant-type vacuole membrane. NCBI's taxonomy places the organism in Eukaryota, Viridiplantae, Streptophyta, Magnoliopsida, Poales, Poaceae. Bases 118 to 867 code for a protein of 249 amino acids. Gene Ontology annotation, molecular function: water channel activity. The record is from RefSeq and is a predicted model, not a curated record.
CUGAGCUGAAGGAACUCUCGCAUCAGCCUGAUAAGCUAUAGCCAGCCAUCUUCUCUGAAUUCCAACUCAGUCCAAGGGCUGGAAGCUUGAAGUACCGUCAGAGAAAAAGAAAAAAAGAUGGUGAAGCUUGCAUUUGGAAGCUUGGGCGACUCUUUCAGCGCCGCGUCCCUCAAGUCCUAUGUGGCCGAGUUCAUUGCCACGCUCCUCUUCGUGUUCGCCGGCGUCGGGUCCGCCAUUGCCUACUCGCAAUUGACCAAGGGUGGCGCUCUGGACCCCGCCGGCCUGGUGGCCAUCGCCAUCGCCCAUGCGUUCGCGCUCUUCGUCGGCGUCUCCAUGGCCGCCAACGUCUCCGGCGGCCACCUGAACCCCGCCGUCACCUUCGGCCUCGCCGUCGGCGGCCACAUCACCAUCCUCACCGGCAUCUUCUACUGGGUCGCCCAGGUGCUCGGCGCGUCCGUGGCGUGCCUUCUCCUGAAGUACGUCACCCACGGACAGGCUAUCCCGACACACGGCGUGUCCGGGAUCAGCGAGAUCGAGGGCGUGGUGAUGGAGAUCGUGAUCACCUUCGCGCUCGUGUACACCGUGUACGCCACCGCGGCCGACCCCAAGAAGGGGUCCCUGGGCACCAUCGCGCCCAUCGCCAUCGGCUUCAUCGUCGGCGCCAACAUCCUGGCGGCCGGACCCUUCAGCGGCGGCUCCAUGAACCCGGCCCGCUCCUUCGGCCCCGCCGUGGCCGCUGGCAACUUCGCCGGCAACUGGGUCUACUGGGUCGGCCCCCUCAUCGGCGGCGGCCUGGCCGGGCUCGUCUACGGCGACGUGUUCAUCGCCUCCUACCAGCCCGUCGGCCAGCAGGAUCAGUACCCAUGAAGAAAGUCGAUCCGGACCCAAAUGCAAUGCAACCCGUCGUGUUGAUUUCACCGUCCUCGUCGAUUCGCCGUCGUGUCAUCGCUUCGCGCUUGUGAUUAUGUUUGGUCUUGUUUGCAUUACCCCUUCUGGUUUAAUUUUCACCAACGGUGUCAACAUGCUGUAAGCGAGAGAACCGUUCGAUCUAUACCUGUAUAAAUGUAAUGUACGGUUCAGUAUUUCCAAGUACAGUAUAUGUUCCGGACGGA